Molecule: messenger RNA, 1917 nt
Organism: Drosophila takahashii
Lineage: Eukaryota; Metazoa; Arthropoda; Insecta; Diptera; Drosophilidae
Gene: Pcyt1
Product: Phosphocholine cytidylyltransferase 1
Biological process (GO): CDP-choline pathway
Molecular function (GO): phosphatidylcholine binding; choline-phosphate cytidylyltransferase activity
Source: RefSeq, a predicted model, not a curated record
UUCCAGCUGAAAGCCGAGUUUCGCUUUGAGUUCGAAGAUUUAACCAGGAGAAGACCAAAAAGAACCAAUCGAUAAACGAAAGAACCGUUCCGUUUCGAGUUGGAAGAAAGUGGAAACUGAAAGUGAAUUGAAUCUCUGUUCCUGCGUGUCACCGUGUUGCGAAACCGUUAAAACUGCCGCUCCCAAACAUUCGCUGCGAUGGCCACCUCAUCGAUACUCGCCAAAAGCACAAUUAACAGCACAUCGCCACCGGCCACGCCCAGCAGCACCGCCUCCUCCUCCCCCGUCGUAGUCGCCUCCACAUUGACCACCCGGAAGCGGACCUACGAGACAGCCAUUGCCAUGCCCUCGUCCACCAAGGGAUCGGCGGAGGUCCUGGAUCAGCGCACAAAUAGCCCCGCAAAGUCCAAAUCGAAUGGGGUUGGUGGGGGUCAGCUAGAGAGCGUCCUCGUGGUCAGCGAGGGAGGAGCCAGUGAGCCCACCACUGCGGCCACCACCCUGCGGGACAGCACGCGAACCAUCUCACAGAGCGACGCCGACGAUGGUGGCGAAGCGGCAGCCGCCGAGGACCUGCUGCCCACCAUCGCCGCCGGCGCCUCCACGUCGGAUUACCUCAGCGGCGUCAAGCGCAAGUACGUGCCGCAGCAGCAGACGUCGCCCGAGCCCCUGGUGGUUCCCGCCUCCACCUCGCAGCAGUUCUUCAACGGCAGCGGUGCCUCCGAUUUUGCGACCAUUUGCAAGCCGGCGCCCUUUUCCCACGACGAGGAGGCCAUGUUGGAGCGCGAGCGCUGCGACUACACUAAGCGGAUCACCUACCAAAUGGCCCGCUCCGGCCAGACGAACCGCCGCGUGAGGGUCUACGCCGAUGGCAUCUACGACCUGUUCCACCAGGGCCAUGCCCGCCAGCUAAUGCAGGCCAAGAACAUCUUUCCCAACGUGUACUUAAUCGUGGGCGUGUGCAACGAUGAGCUGACCCAUCGCAUGAAGGGACGCACCGUGAUGAACGGCUUCGAGCGAUACGAGGGAGUGCGUCACUGCCGCUAUGUGGAUGAGAUUGUCCAGAAUGCACCGUGGACGCUGUCCGAUGAUUUCAUAGCCGACAACAAAAUCGAUUUCGUGGCCCACGACGACAUUCCGUAUGGAACCGAUGGCAUGGACGACAUCUAUGCUCCGCUAAAGGCGCGCGGCAUGUUUGUGGCCACCGAGAGAACCGAGGGCGUGUCCACCUCGGACAUUGUGGCGCGGAUUGUGAAGGAUUAUGAUCUGUAUGUGCGCCGCAAUCUGGCCAGAGGCUAUUCGGCCAAGGAGCUGAACGUUUCGUUCUUGUCCGAGAAGAAAUUCCGGCUGCAGAACAAGAUGGACGAGCUGAAAUCGCGCGGCAAGCGGGAGCUGAGCAAGGUGAAGGUGGACAUCAUCACCAAGUGGGAGGAGAAGUCACGCGAGUUCAUCGACCAUUUCCUGCUGCUCUUCGGACGCGAGAACCUCAAUCACUUGUGGAACGAGUCGAAGGGCAAGCUGCUGCAGGCGCUCAGUCCGCCGGGCAGUCCGUCGGGAUCGGUGAAUGGCGAUGAUACGGAGGGCGGCGAGGACUUUAGCGAAACUAUUGACGACUACCUGGCCGAGAAGCUAAGCGAGGGCAGUGGCAGCAGUGGCUCCCUGAAUGGCAAACAGAAGCGCUCCUCCCUGGCCCGUCGCAGUUACCAGAGUCUGCAGAGCCGAUCACCGGAGUUAGUGGAUGCGGAUGGCGAGGAGGAUGCGGAGUACGAGCGGCGCAGCGAUUGAUUCUAGUGCGGGACAGCAGCCCGACCUUUUCUUCUUCUCUUACUGUCUUUGAAGCUAUUGUAAAUUGACUUGUUUGCAACUAGUUCGAUGGGCACUCGCAAUCUAGAGUUGCCCCAGGAUCGCCACUCGCAGGCU